UUAGUUACGUAUGUUAACGUGUGUUGUGUCGUGCGGUGUGCGCUGAGUGCAUUACAUUCGUAUAUAGUAUACACAGUUUUCGUUUGAUACUAACAUUUAUCAGUAGUGUCCCUUAUCGUCAUCGAACUAUCCGUUUUUGAAGUCUUCGGCUCGAACGACCGAAUAACGAAUCGGACCCGACGCUUCACCUCGCGGGUGCUGCUUGCUUCACUUUCAGAUAGUUCGCGAAGAUUUGCUCGACAUGUCCUCCUCGCCUUGCAAGAAGGUUAGGAAGCUCGAAGAGUCCAGUGACGGCGAUGGAGUUGGCCCAGACAGCCUCGAUUAUAACAUCGAGAUUCAGAAAGCCCUCGAGGAAAUCGAUGGCUGUCAAAAUCAGAUUGACGGCCUUAACGAGAAAGCCAGUGAUGAGAUACUCGAAGUGGAAAAAAAAUAUAACAAGUUGAGAAAGCCAUACUUCCAGAAACGAAACGACAUCAUCAAGAGGAUACCCAAUUUCUGGGUCACUGCUUUUGUCAACAAUAAAAAGAUUGCUGAUAUUCUGGAAGAAGAUGAAGAAGAUGCACUAAGAUACUUGAACAAAUUGGAAGUAGAAGAGUUUGAAGAUAUCAAAUCUGGUUAUCGAAUUAAUUUUUAUUUUGAUGCAAACCCAUACUUUGAAAACAGUAUACUAACAAAGGAGUUUCAUCUCGGUUCGUCUGGUGACCCAGCAUCGCAAAGCACAGUUAUACAGUGGAAAGAAGGAGCAGAUUUAUCAAAAAGAAGUAAAGCAAAGACAGUAAUGAAAUCUAGAAAAAGGCCACUUGGCCACAGGUCAUUUUUCGACUGGUUUACGGAUCAUGGAGACCCUAGCUCUGAUGAAAUAGCAGAGCUGAUUAAAGAUGAUCUCUGGCCAAAUCCUUUACAGUAUUACUUGGCACCUGAUAUGGAAAUCGAAAAUGGCAUUGAUGGCGAUGAAGUUGACAGCGAAGAAGAUGAAGAUGAUGAAGAUGAAAUUGGUGGAGAAUGCGAUGAUAGUGUUGAAAUUAUGGAUGAUGACUUAGAUGAAGAUGAAACUCAUGAUUUGAUGGAGGAGCCUGGUGAUGAAUGUCAGGAAAAUGAAGAUGAGAAUGAUGAAGAAAAUGAUGAAGAUUACGUAGAUGAAGAAGUUGAAAGAGAAGAACCUGAAACAUUAGAUGCUGAGGGUCAGGAGCCAGAAUAAAUGUAUGAUUCAUCUCAAUAUAUUUCCUAUUUGCUUGGAUCUACAAAAGGACAAUCUUAAAUUUAAUUGAAAAUUAAUUUAUACAUGUGUAAAGCUCUUAGCUCAGCUCACAAUAAAAAUAAUUGUUCAGUUUGUAUGUAUACAAGUUUAAGAUAGGUAAAAUCGACGAUUUCCUACUAAUACUGAUCACUGAAUAACUGAAAAACGAGUUCUAUCACUGAGUUGGAAACAGCAUCUCUGUGAGAUGGCAUGUGGAUCAGUUUAAAAUUUCAUGAAAUAAAACUAACGAUGAAUCAUAACUUGAUUUUAAUCUAUUGACGUAGAUUUAAAAACGCUAAACUUCUAAGAAAAAGUUUUACGUUGUUUUUUGUAUUGCUUUAUUUGUAAGUUACUAUUGUACAUAGCCAAGCAUAAAUUCACGUUUAAACUGAAAUUUUUUGUCUUUAUUUCUAUAAUUUCAGAUUUCGUGGAAACUUUCAGUAAUUUUAAAAGUAUAUAUAUUCAGAUGUUGAAAUUAAAACAUAAAAUAUUCAAUUGUAAAUUUACUUUAAAUAUCAUAACUGUUGAUUGAUGCAAUCGACACAAUCUUAAAACAUAUAUCAUAUGAUGAACUAUGAAUUGAACCUAGUAUAAAAAUAAUGAGAAAUACCUGGUGAAUUUUUGUACAUUUAACAUAAAAUUUGAAUUCCCAGUAAUGAUAAUUCUCAUUGUGAUUUUACGAGGGAAAUUGUAAUUAAGUAACUUCUUUAAUAAAUUUUUGAUGGAAAAUAUUUAAA
Molecule: messenger RNA, 1974 nt
Organism: Trichogramma pretiosum
Lineage: Eukaryota; Metazoa; Arthropoda; Insecta; Hymenoptera; Trichogrammatidae
Gene: Set
Product: protein SET
Exons: 5
Coding region: 242-1198 (318 amino acids)
Biological process (GO): nucleosome assembly
Cellular component (GO): chromatin; nucleus
Molecular function (GO): chromatin binding; histone binding
Source: RefSeq, a predicted model, not a curated record